Messenger RNA from Fusarium vanettenii 77-13-4, 306 nucleotides. RefSeq lists its product as uncharacterized. The transcript is spliced from 5 exons. The record is from RefSeq and is a predicted model, not a curated record. The coding region runs from base 1 to 306 and encodes 101 amino acids. Lineage: Eukaryota; Fungi; Ascomycota; Sordariomycetes; Hypocreales; Nectriaceae.
AUGGCCCUAUCUGACGCUUUCAGUGAGAUGUGUUUCUUCAACCGUCUUGGUGAAUGGCAGGGGGAUGUUCACGAGUUGCUGCGUGACACGAUUGCCGACUUCGACUAUCGUGAAUGUAACCAGCCUAGUCUGACGCCUGACAACACCCCCGGCAGCCUGGUGAUUACAUGCCUCGCCGUGAAUGGCCAUACACUGAUUUGGCAAAGUGCCUGUCCUCAAACUGAUGCCCUCUUGAUCUAUGUGCAGCAUAGGCUGACCCUGGGAUUCACCGUGGGUGAGUUCAGCAGUGAUUCAGAGCUCGUGUAG